Molecule: messenger RNA, 521 nt
Organism: Mercenaria mercenaria
Lineage: Eukaryota; Metazoa; Mollusca; Bivalvia; Venerida; Veneridae
Product: D-aspartate oxidase-like
Exons: 4
Molecular function (GO): D-amino-acid oxidase activity; FAD binding
Source: RefSeq, a predicted model, not a curated record
UUUAACCCAUUUAAAGUAAGAAGUGUUGUGGUUUGCUAUUAAUAAAGUAUGGGUGUAAAUAUUAUAGUUUUAGGGGCUGGGGUAGUCGGAUUAUCAACUGCAGUAAAUAUACAAAGUAGCAUACCUAAUGCAUGUGUUAAAGUUAUCGCGGAUAACUUUUAUGAAGGCACAACAAGCUAUGGUUCUGGCGGACUGUUUAUCCCGACCUCACAAACUCAAGAUGGAUCAGACGUUGAAAAAUUGAGGAAAUGGUGCGCCGAUUCUUGGAAAUUUUACGCAAGCCUUGCAACAGGACUAGAGGCCGGAAACUGUGGUGCAAUUAUAUCAAGUGGCUAUCAGCUUUGUAACGGUAACUUGGAACGUUAUCAGAAUGCUCUUUAUAAAGAAUUUGUAUUUCAAUAUGAGAGACUGUCUGAUAAAGAAAUGGAAGACUUUGGAUUUUUACCACAUUACAAAUUUGGUUUCAAGGUAAUAACUAUUGCUUUGGACCAGAGGAAAUACUUGAUAUGGCUUCAACAAAG